AUUGGGGCAUUGCCUCUAGCGAUUCCGAGCCGCAGAUCUCGCGAUACCUCCGCGAUCGAUUGGUCGAGGAUCUAGGAAGAGGUUCGGCGAAGUCAGACUGGCGCGUCUUCGUCAUUGCCUGGGUCCCCGCUCGACUCUUAAACCAGCUCGGGUCUCCUUAGACCUAGGUGGCCUUUCCCGUCAGGGAUUGGGCAGCCUGGAGAAGUGAGCGCUUGCGGUGUCCUCCCCCGCCCCGGCCACUGUUCCUGCAGCGGUCCUUCUCCUUUCCUUCCGAGGAGGGGCUGCAAGCGGUGCAAGGCGUUCGGGGCGAGCCGCUGCGGCCAAGCGACCGAAGUUGCAGCUAGGCGCGGGUGACUUUCCCACCUCCUCCCUCCGCGCGGGAAACUCCCUUUCGCUGCAGGGGGAGGAGCCGAGGUCCCCGGUUCGAGGGUCUCCUCCCUCUCGGCCCCGCUGGGUGGGGCGGACUUGGGGGUCGAGAUGACCCAGGAGCGGCCCAAGUUCUACCGGCAAGAGCUGAACAAGACGAUCUGGGAGGUGCCCGAGCGUUACCAGAACCUGUCGCCGGUGGGGUCUGGAGCUUACGGCUCCGUCUGCUCUGCCUUUGAUGCUAAAACUGGCCUUCGUGUGGCAGUGAAGAAAUUGUCCAGACCAUUUCAGUCUAUCAUACACGCCAAAAGGACCUACCGCGAACUGCGACUGCUUAAACAUAUGAAACAUGAAAAUGUUAUUGGACUUCUAGAUGUAUUCUCACCUGCGAAGUCAUUUGAAGAGUUCAAUGAUGUAUAUCUUGUAACCCAUCUUAUGGGAGCGGAUUUGAACAAUAUUGUAAAAUGUCAGAAACUCACAGAUGACCAUGUACAGUUUCUCAUUUAUCAAAUUCUUCGGGGUUUGAAGUAUAUCCACUCUGCUGAUAUAAUACACAGAGAUUUAAAACCUAGUAACCUAGCUGUGAAUGAAGACUGUGAGUUGAAGAUUUUGGAUUUUGGGUUGGCACGGCAUACAGAUGAUGAAAUGACAGGUUAUGUAGCAACCAGGUGGUACAGAGCUCCUGAGAUCAUGCUGAACUGGAUGCAUUACAAUCAAACAGUUGAUAUUUGGUCAGUUGGAUGCAUUAUGGCUGAACUUUUGACUGGAAGAACACUGUUCCCUGGUACAGACCAUAUUGAUCAGUUGAAGCUCAUUUUGAGACUCGUUGGAACCCCAGGCCCUGAACUUUUGAAGAAAAUCUCUUCAGAGUCUCUUCAUUGGUUGCAACUGUCACAUCAACUCCUUUAUACAUGCUGGGUUUUGCUCUGCUAGUUGCCAACUCCAGAUCUCGGGAAAGAGCAUGCUGGAUAAUGCAAAAUGUUAUUAAAGAGUAUAGCACGUCGAUAAACAGCAUCUUGUCAUCUGAAAAAGCUUUCAAACAAAUAAUUGAGACAAAGAUUUUGGUUAGCCUAGUCAUUGGUUUGAAUAACUAAUGUGACAUACAGAUCUGAUAAAUGUAACAUUAACAUACACAAAGUAUAAGACUUAUUAGGGAUUGAUUUUCUGAGAAUAAAUAAAAGACAGUAUUGAAGAUCAAGGUGUUCACAGAACAAUUCGAAAUUCUGGCCUUCUAACCUGGAAUCUGUGUUUCAGAGAUAGGGAAGCCAGGUUUUGUUUCCCUAUAGCUCAGCUGAUCCUUGAGAAUAGAUAAGUCUUGCUGUUCUUGUCAGUAUUAGUAAUAUCUUAAAAUGAUAUCAUGGUAUUUUCCUAAGCCUGGUUAGGACAAAUUUUUCCUCUUUUCAUGCUCACUUUUUAUAUGGCUAACAAUAUGAGAUCUUGAUAAUUACUAGUUGCCUUAACUUGCAUUAUUUUUUAGUAUGGAAAUUAGCAAUACCAAGGCUUUAUUCUUUGAUUGAAAUUUUUCCCAGAAUUGCUCAGUUAUACUAGUUGUCCAAAGGAAGAGAAAAUAGAGUCUUUACACUUUCCAAUGUGUGCUUCAAUUCCCUUUCUAAUUAAUCUUAUCAUAUACAGCCUCUUGUUUAUACUUGCCUUAUCUGGGAGAAAACAAGUUGCCCAUCUUUUCCCAUGUGACUUUUAGCUUGAUAACAAAAAAUCAGCAAUGAGUGAGUAAUUAAUCUGACGUCUUGUUGCAGAUAAAGAUAUACAUCUGCCAUAAAAGUUAAGGAAUUGAGCUUCUGCCUAAAGGCAAAAUACUCAAUGGAAGUUGAAAAAUCUGGUAUCCCUUAGUUUAGUUUGGUAUUUACAAUAUCAUGAAUUGGUUAAAAUCUUUUCUUCCUUCCCUAUACAGGCAAAUUGUGAUUUAGAAUGAAGUGUCAAUCAUGGAAUUAAAUAGACUAAUGUGUGCUCUCUUUUUUUUUUUUUUGCUAGUCACUUGUGCACACUUGGCUUUAGUUGAUUUCUUUUAUUCACUGACAAACUAGUAUUUUUGUGCUUUCUAAUAUUGCAUGUAUGCUUUGAAAGUUUAUAUCUAUAGGAAAGAUUCUUAGCUGCUGUACCCUCAAGGCAUUCCACUAUGUAGCAAAAGAGUGAAAGCUAAUUUGAGCAUUGACACUGUUGAAAUAGUAGCAAAGCCCUUGACAAGGCAUUUUAAGAUAUUAACCAGCUU
Molecule: messenger RNA, 2593 nt
Organism: Pseudonaja textilis
Lineage: Eukaryota; Metazoa; Chordata; Lepidosauria; Squamata; Elapidae
Source: RefSeq, a predicted model, not a curated record